Messenger RNA from Scatophagus argus, 2855 nucleotides. RefSeq names its product scavenger receptor class B, member 2c (gene scarb2c). NCBI's taxonomy places the organism in Eukaryota, Metazoa, Chordata, Actinopteri, Scatophagidae. The transcript has 12 exons. Gene Ontology annotation, molecular function: scavenger receptor activity. The coding region runs from base 105 to 1550 and encodes 481 amino acids. Gene Ontology annotation, biological process: receptor-mediated endocytosis; protein targeting to lysosome. Gene Ontology annotation, cellular component: membrane; lysosome; cytoplasm. The record is from RefSeq and is a predicted model, not a curated record.
GAGCAAGUUCCUGGACCAUCAAAACAAACACACACACACACACACACACACACACAGAAGCUAAUGUCAGUGAAAGCUACUGCUGUCCAAUCUGCUGUUUCACCAUGCCUCUGAAAUCGUGUUGCAUUUAUAGCACCGGAGUUUUUUCUAUACUAAUCCUGAUUUUGGGUAUUGCUCUGGUCUUGUCUAACGUGUUUCCACAUUUUGUACAGUCGAUGGUAAAGGAGGAAGUCGUUUUAAAGAAUGGCACAGAAGCAUUUAAGGACUGGGAAAAUCCACCACCUCCUGUUUACAUGCAGUUUUACUUCUUUAAUUUGACCAAUCCCAUGGAGGUUCUGGCUGGGGAUAGGCCUGCUGUGGUGCAGAUCGGACCAUAUACAUACAGAGAGUACCGGCCUAUGGAGCAAGUGGACUUCCUGGAUAAUGGCACUAAAGUAACAGCUGUCAAUACUAAGACCUACAUAUUCCAGCGUAACAUGUCCCGAGGUCCAGAGAGUGACCUCAUCAGGACAGUCAACAUCCCUGCAAUGACGGUGAUGGAGAUGUUUAAGAAUAAUCCUCUCGCAGCCAAUUUGAUCUCCUCCUACAUGAGGGGCAAAGAUGACGGCCUGUUUACGACCCGCACAGUGGGAGAGCUGCUGUGGGGAUAUGAAGACGGCCUGCUCAAAGCCCUCAAACUUUUUAAACAUGACCUGGAUGAUGUUUUUGGACUCUUCUAUAAGAGUAACGCUUCUAAUGAUGGUGAAUAUGUGUUCUUCACUGGCCAGCAAAACUACAAAGACUUUGCUAGAGUGGAUACAUGGAACGGUGCAAGCUCGCUAAAUUGGUGGUCGUCUGAUGAGUGCAAUAUGAUCAAUGGAACCAAUGGAGCGUCAUUCCAUCCAGUUCUCACUAAGGAUGAGAUGCUCUACAUGUUCUCCUCUGACCUGUGCAGGUCUCUGUAUGCUCUGUAUGAAGAGGAUGUGACCGUGAAGGGGAUUCCUGCAUAUCGCUUCAGUCCACCCAGCAAAGUGUUUGCCAAUCUGACCGUGAACCCAGCCAACGCAGGCUUCUGUGUCCCAGCUGGAAAUUGCCUGGGCUCUGGUGUGCUGAACGUCAGUGCAUGCAAACAAGGAGCUCCCAUCAUCAUGUCCUCACCGCACUUCUACCAGGCAGAUGAGAAAUUUGUUGAGGAUGUAUUUGGCAUGUGGCCUGUGAAGGAGCAGCACCAGACUACGAUUGAUAUCAAUCCGCUAACAGGAAUCAUCCUGCAAGCAGCAAAGCGGCUCCAGGUCAACGUCUAUGUCGAGAAGAUUCCCACCUUUAGUCCGACAGGAAAUGUGAGAACGCUGGUCUUUCCUGUGGUUUAUCUCAAUGAGAGCGUCCUAAUCGACGACGAGUCCGCCCUGAAGCUGCGGGCGAUUGUUGCUAAGCAGAAUGUUGUGGUGAACAUUCCGUUCAUACUGGUUGGUCUGGGCAUCAUUCUGGGAGGAAUCUUCAUGUUCCUGAUGUGUCGACAGAAGAUCCCUGAGAGCACUGCUGCUGAGCGACAGCCUCUGCUCUCAUCAUAGCACCAAACAGGAUGUGAAAGGAGGAGGAUCAACAAUUUCAAAGGUUCAACCAGUUUGCAGUUUUCCCCAUUAACCUCCAAGUUACGCUUCAAAUUAAUAACCCGAAUUUCUCCUGUUAAUCUAUUUUUUAAAAAAAUUUAAUGUGGUGGUUUCAUGGAACACAUUCAAGACGAGCGAGUCCUCUUUUUAGUGUUGUCUGUUAUGUUGUGUGUCUUUAAAUUACAUCUUUUUUUUGUUUUUUUUGUUACUGAUGAAUAUGGGAUUUUGGAUCAAACUAAUCUGAACUGAGCUCCUGCCAAAUGUAAUUUGAAUUCUCUGGAGAGUUGACUCUGAAUUAUUCGAGCUUCCAGGAAUUUAAGUUAAAAAGAAAAAUAGUUUUUAUCAUAACCCACAUUGUUGUGUGAAAUUGCUGCUUUUUGUAUGUGUGUGUGUAUUCAUAAAAUGAUCAGCUCAAGUGUUAAAUGAAGGAACUGUGUUAGUGCCCUUUCCAUAUGGUCUGGAGAAGUCAUUGAGGCAUCAGUAAGAAUAAUGUCUAUACAGCUGGUUUAAUGCAAGAUGAAUUUUUCAUCCUUCACAGUUUAGUAAGAUUAACAUUUCACAUUUUUGAGUUGUGCUAAAACAUAAGCAAAAUAAAGAAACAAGUCAGGGUGUACAGGACGGCUGCUGGCACGGUGUCUAACUGUAUCUUUCUGUAUUCAGGUCUGAAGUCAUUUUGAUAAAUAAGGGGUUGGUUGUUUAUCACACUUGAUUUUUUUUUCUUUUUCUUUUUUUUUUUUUUCAGUCGGUUUGAUAGACAGGAGCUCUGAACCUUUAAUAAACCUUCUGAAACCACUUGUGUUGUUCAUACACAAUGGAAAUCCAUUAUGUAGGAACAACUUCAUGCUAGUGACACUACAGGUAAAAAAGAACAAAUAUUAAACAUUAAUUAAAAGACUCUGCACUUCUAAACAGCAUUUUAUCAGAUUAUCGUGGCUUUAUUUAAAGCUUUGAAGGCUGACUUAAAUACCUGUUUUCGAAAUGUAACUGAUGUUCUGUCCCAUACUACACAGUGUGUCAAUAUAAUGUGUCGUUUUUUGCGGUUUAAGUAACCACUGUUUCACACAUCACUGACAGGUUGUCGUGUGUUAAUGUUGUUGUAUCUGUUUAUAUAUAAAACAUAAGGUUGUUUACAGUACCACUCUUACAUAGUACAAUAUAUAUGUAAUCACUUCACACAUUUACAUACGUCAGUAGGUCAUCUAUCUCUCAAGUUGCACUAUAUCCUGUCUUUUACUACAACUUCAAUAAAUUUGCUUCGUCUCUGAA